This is a messenger RNA of Telopea speciosissima, 1622 nucleotides long. RefSeq names its product TITAN-like protein. The record is from RefSeq and is a predicted model, not a curated record. The coding region runs from base 87 to 1475 and encodes 462 amino acids. The transcript is spliced from 7 exons. Lineage: Eukaryota; Viridiplantae; Streptophyta; Magnoliopsida; Proteales; Proteaceae.
AACCAAGAGACUCACUCCCCCAGGGGAGAGAGAGAAGCAACUGAAUUCGCAUCCCGGAAUCGCAUGAACUUCGUGUUCGUACGAUCAUGGAGGAGCGGCAACUGAAUGGCAAACCAAACCCUAACCCUAAGAAUGAUAAGGAGAAAAAGAAAAGGAAGCAGGAGGAGUUCGAAUUCUGCAAAGUCUGUAAUCUCAACCACGACAAAGGCCGACGCCACAAUUACUUCCCUAACCACAUCAAAUCUCUCUUUUCCUUUCUCUCUCGAUUCCUUAAAAAGGUGUCAGACAUUCGAUUGUUCCUCAAAACUCCUCUUCUCCUCCGACCCGAACAUGCUGGCCGUAAUCAACUCUGGUGCGUCUUCUGCGAUUGUGACGUUCAAGAACUCGGUAGUUCAUUAGCUUGUAGCAAUGCGAUUAUUCAUCUCGCCAGUUCCGAGCACUUGAAGAAUUUAAAGCAUUUCUUAUGGAAGUAUGGCGGGGAAAUGGAUCGAGUCGAUGCAUUUAGGAUUUCUGAGGCAGAUCUUUCUAAGUGGGAGAAAAGGUGUGAAUCGUUGAAGAGUUCAGCUGCAUCAUCGAUUGAAGGAUCUUAUGAGCUGUCUAAAGAUAUCCAAUAUAAACUUAGCUCUGAAAAUAUGCAUAAUAUUGAGAAUAAAUCUAUUAUCUCUUUUAAAUCAAGUUUUUCGAACAGUGUUCUGCCUUUACAAUGUUCUACGAAUGAGAGAUGUCGCCAUUUUCAUCCAGAAACCACUAAAGUUGCUCGCACACUGCAACCUGAUUCUACUUCUUUGCCUGUGGACAUGCAAGGUAAGAUGCAUUCUCAGGGUAUCCAUGCAAAAAGCAUGACAAUGGAUUUGAAAGCUUACAAGGAUAGCCAACAUCCCCUCAGUUACAAUAGUCAUGGAGGCUCAGUUGGUUGGUCUUCUUGUAAUGGAGGGAUGUUCCAGGUUUAUCAAUUUGAAAGCAUGGAUAAUGGAGGCAGCAGUAUCCAGGUGGUGCAGAGUUUAACUCCAGUGUCUCAGUUGCUUGCUGGAGAACCAAAAGGCAAUGUGCAUUCUGGAGCUCUUCCUCCCUGGUUUGAAGAAAAGAAUGAAGACAAUCAACUAAGUGUUGAAGUAAACACAGGGUUAUGCACAAGCAGUUUUGCUUCUCCCUUGAAAAAUCUUGGGAAGACUCAAAAGUUGAACCCAAAACGAGUUGGAGCUGCUUGGGCAGAAAAACGAAAGAUGGAGCUGGAGAAGGAGAAAAGAGGGGAGAUUGUCUCUGGCAACUGUGAUACUGAUUGGCUCCCUAAUUUUGGUAGAGUUUGGCAGUCAGGUAGCAGGAAGGAAUCCAGGAAAGAGUUUGAGAAGGAAAAACAGAAAUUGCUCAAUGCUGAUAGUCUACCUGAGACAACAACCAAGAUACAACCGUACGUUAGCAAAAGACUGCGGAAGGAUGCAGAUGAAAUUAGCUUUCCCUCUGGCAAGUCAUCUUGAUCUUAUUUGGAGUACAUCUAAACAUUUACAAUGACAAAAUCCUGUAGUUUGUGCAUAUGUAUAUUGAUUGUUGACCAGGAGUAAAUGUUAGAUAAUGUUUAACUAUUGUACAGUGCAAAUAUAAUAGCAGUCAAUAGAGCAGUUGUG